This is a messenger RNA of Coccidioides posadasii C735 delta SOWgp, 1029 nucleotides long. RefSeq lists its product as uncharacterized. NCBI's taxonomy places the organism in Eukaryota, Fungi, Ascomycota, Eurotiomycetes, Onygenales, Onygenaceae. The record is from RefSeq and is a predicted model, not a curated record.
AUGAGAAAACCGCCUCCCCAGGUGUUCGACUCGUGGCCCGAGCCGAAUUAUGUGGAUCCUGAGCAUAAAGGCCCCGAAUUGAUUAUUGUUAGCCUCACCUUUACCUCCAUUUCUUUCGUUAUCGUGGGCCUUCGGAUGUUUGUCCGUCUUCGUAUAAAGAAACCUGCUGGAUGGGAUGAUUGGCUUAUGCUGGCUACUUUGCCUUUUAUUGCGGGAGGGACUGCCUCGUCGAUCCUAGGCACAUAUCAUGGAUGGGGCUAUCAUAUGUGGGAUAACAAACCCGAAUGGACCGAACCUGCCGGGAUGUCGAGUUGGUUCAGUCAGCUGAACUCCAUCAUCAUUAUGACUCUCGUCAAGCUAUCGAUCCUAGUCUCGUACCUCCGCAUAUCCGUGGCGACCAAAUUUUUCAGACGAGCUACUUGGGUUAUGAUUACUAUGAUUGUAUUAUGGGGCCUCGCACUCACCCUCUCUCUAUUCUUCGUUUGCGUGCCGCUGCAUUUUUACUGGCACAAUCGUUCGGACAAGCACUGCGUGAAGGACUCCGCCCGUGUAAUCAGCGGGUCGAUUACCAAUGUUAUUACUGAUAUUCUUGUCUUUGUCUUGCCGAUUCCGACGCUCUGUAAACUGCGUCUUCCUAUGCGCGAGAGAGUUAUUCUUGCUAUUCUUAUGAAUUUGGGACUUAUUUCAUGCGUUGCCUCUAUUGUGCGCGCUUACUACUCACAUGUGAUCUUUCAUUUAACAGAUGAUACCACAUGGGAAGGUUAUAACAUUUGGUUAUGGAACGCCGUUGAAGUUAACUUGGCUGUUAUAUGCGCAUCAACCCCGAUGCUUCGACCUUUGGCGAGAAAGUGGUUUCCGCGUUUGGGUCUCAAGUCCUUCAGCAGUGAGGCUCAAAGUGACAAGCCAAUUGACAAGCUGCCUUCUGAAGCUUAUAUUGACCGUCAGCUGGCAACAUUAAAGAAUAUUAGUGAUGAAGAGAGCGCCUUGGGUAUCAUUGCACCCGUUGAUCCUAAGGCGGUUCUCAGAUAA